This is a messenger RNA of Marmota flaviventris (yellow-bellied marmot), 1616 nucleotides long. RefSeq names its product calcium binding protein 1 (gene Cabp1). The record is from RefSeq and is a predicted model, not a curated record. Gene Ontology annotation, cellular component: cytoplasm. NCBI's taxonomy places the organism in Eukaryota, Metazoa, Chordata, Mammalia, Rodentia, Sciuridae. Gene Ontology annotation, molecular function: calcium ion binding; calcium channel regulator activity.
CCCCCAGAUCUGUACCGCCAGCCGCCGGGAGCUCGGGGCUCCGGGCGUAGAGGCUGCGCUGUCACAUGGGCGGUGGCGACGGGGCCGCAUUUAAGCGGCCGGGGGACGGCGCCCGCCUCCAGCGCGUCCUCGGGCUUGGCUCUCGCCGGGCGCCCCGCUCUCUGCCCGCCGGGGGCCCCGCGCAGCGCCGCACCGCGCCGCCCCCGCCGGGCCAUGCGAGCGCGGGCCCCGCCGCGAUGAGCUCGCACAUCGCCAAAAGCGAGUCCAAGACGUCGCUGCUGAAGGCGGCGACAGCGAGCGGGGGCAGCCGGGCUCCCCGCCACGGCCCUGCCCGGGAGCCGGGGCUGCCUGGCCGCCGGCUGCCCGGAGCCUGUCCGAGCACGCCGCCGCCGUCCGGGGACCCCAGUUCGCGGAGGCCCCUGUGCCGGCCGGUGCCGCGAGAGGAGGGCGCGCGGGGGAGCCGGGGCGGGCUCCCCCAGGCGCACUGCAGGCCCCGGGAGGCGCUGCCGGCUGCGGCGUCCCGACCUUCGCCGCCGUCGCCGCUGCCGCCAGCCCGCGGGCGGGAUGGGGAGGAACGGGGGCUGUCCCCGGCGCUCGGCCUCCGGGGCUCACUGCGAGCCCCGGGUCGCGGGGACUCCGCUCCAGCCGCAGCGACUGAGGCGGACCCGUUCCUCCACCGGCUGCACCCCAUGCUCAGCUCCGCCUUCGGCCAGGACAGAUCACUGCGACCAGAGGAGAUCGAAGAGCUACGAGAGGCCUUCCGAGAAUUUGACAAGGACAAGGACGGCUACAUCAACUGUCGGGACCUGGGCAACUGUAUGCGCACCAUGGGCUACAUGCCCACCGAGAUGGAGCUCAUUGAGCUAUCCCAGCAGAUCAACAUGAACCUGGGUGGCCAUGUGGAUUUUGAUGACUUCGUGGAGCUAAUGGGGCCUAAACUCCUGGCAGAGACGGCCGACAUGAUUGGAGUAAAGGAACUGAGAGAUGCCUUUCGAGAGUUUGACACCAACGGUGACGGGGAGAUAAGCACCAGUGAGUUGCGAGAGGCCAUGAGGAAGCUCCUGGGUCAUCAGGUGGGACACCGAGACAUAGAGGAAAUUAUCCGAGAUGUGGACCUCAAUGGGGAUGGACGAGUGGACUUUGAAGAGUUUGUCCGGAUGAUGUCCCGCUGAGGCCGCAAGGGCCCCUCCAGGACUGCCAAGCUCCCACAGGCGGGGAGGGGAGAAGAGGAGCCAGAGCUCGCCUCGCCCCGCCCCCGCCGUAGCCGCCGAGAGCCCAGGAUGUACUGGCGGAUGGGGCCUGCCUGCACCCCGGGGAGGUGCCCACCCCGGACCCCCACCCCUCCGCACUGUGAAAGACUCACAACUCCUGCAACUGGAAAAGGGGGCGCCCGCCGACGACGAGGAGGCCACAGUGCCAAGCCGGCAGAGGUCACGCCAGGCGCCAAGUGCCAUGUACCCAGCCGCUGCUGGCUGGGUGGGCCAGGGAGCCCGCCAGCAGACCCCACACAGCAUGUCUGCCCCGGGGCAAAGCCUGUCGCCGCCCUCCUUCGCUCUAUGCCCAUCCCAGCUCGCCUAGCCCUGUGAUCUCAGAACCAAUAAAAAUAUUUCCAAGAG